Molecule: messenger RNA, 3640 nt
Organism: Chironomus riparius
Lineage: Eukaryota; Metazoa; Arthropoda; Insecta; Diptera; Chironomidae
Source: the annotation of a GenBank genome assembly
UGAAAAAUUACUUUAACGUAUUUGAGCAGUUUCUAUCCUUCAAAGUAGCAUUAUUUAAUAAAUUCUCAAUCUAAACUCAUCUUCAUCUAAUUAAAAUGAUGAAGUAAGUCACAAUAAGAUAUUUUACUUAUCACACGCGAUAAAAAUGACUCCACAACUUCUCGGUCGCUUACUAAAGAUAGAAAAACGAUUUGCCGAUUUGGAAAAUCAUCCAUCAAAACCUUUAACGAAUUAUUCGAUAGAAAACAGCAACAUUUCAAUUAAAUAUCUCAAAAAUAUCUUUCUUAUUUUCUACGAAAUUGGAAUAUUUGGUGAGAGUGAGGCUGCAAAAAAUCCACCUGAAAAUAUUCGCACAAAAGUGCUGCAAUCAAGAAGUAACAUUAUUGAAUUUAUCACGAAGCACAUUGACUGGUUUGCAAACUUUAUACCAGCAUACGCGAGGAAAGAAAUUGAUUUUACUGAUUUGUCAUCAAAAGAGGCUGUUUAUAGAGUCCGAUCAGGUAUCGCAUUCCUAUUAAACGAAUUUCAAGAAAUCAGCACAGAAUUUGAUACAACUUUAGAGGAACUGAGAGAAUUGAGCUCAGUUGACGACGAAUUUGAUUCCAUUUUAAAUCAUUGGAUUGAAUCUGGUCUUCAUUAUCCAUUAAAGGAAGUUGACAUUCCAAAGAAUUUACCUAAAACUCACUGGUGGUGGAACAAAGCCUUAUUCAAUUAAAAUAUGGAGAUCGACAAGGAGAAGUGGAUUACUGUUGCUCAUGAAAAUAUAGCACGUUAUAUGGAUAGAGGUGGAGAUGAUCAAGGUGAUAUUCCUGAACUUCUUGAAGGAACUCAACUUCUUAAUACUAUUGGAAUUGCUUUAAAUGUUAACUUUAGUGAUCCAUCAAGUUGGACUGAGGAAGAAUUGGAAGAAGCAGAAGAUGGACAUUUGUGCUUUUUUAAAGAUGAUUCAAGGAAGGCAAUUGACAUAAUUGUUGAAAAAAUAAUAGAAGAAUGUAGAGGAAAUGAACGGAACUACAUAACUGUCUUGCCAAUUCAACUAUAUUCUGAAGGCAGGCUUUACUCUCUUGCCUUGUUUCGAUUUAAAGCUCGUGUUGAGAAGAGAUGGAAAUUUGUUGAUAAUGUCGGUAGAGUUUAUAAAACUUUUGAGGAUUGGAAAGAGAACAAUGUAUUGCCACCGGGUAAAGUUCUUUAUCCUCUUGAUGGACAUCUGCAAAAGAAUAGCAACGGUUUUGUACAGACAAGAUGUAAAAGUACACCUUUUGGAUCUAACACAUCAAAAUUUAUGAAAACUGCUGACAUAGGCACGGGAAUAAUUGGAAUUGCUGGUGCUGUCGGAACUUUAUUUUUAUCAGGCGGUUUGGCACUUCCAUUUGUUCUUGCUGGUGUUGGAAGUGCUGUUUACACAACAGCAAGAUCAGGUUAUCAUCUUGUUGAUAGAGCACUCCAUGGACAGUCAUUAAGUCCUCUUGAAAGCCACGAGACAUUUAGUUUAUGGCUUGGAAUUUCAGCAAAUGUUAUAUCAUUUGGAUCCAUGGGUGCAACUGUUCGUCUUUCGUCCUUAGCAUUUCAGGGAAAAAAUAUUUCACAAGGUUUUAAGCUCCUAGUCAACGUGAUUAAUGGGACGAGCUUAACAGUAAAUUCCGUUGCCGUCGCAAAUUCUCUCGCUUACAUGGCAAUUCAUUUUGAUGAAAUGACGCCAGUUGAUGUGUUAAUGCAAGUAGCUAGCGUAGCAUUUUGGGCUAAAUCAGUAUUUUCUUACAAGCCAGCUGCAAAGAUGGUGAGAGAGAUUCACAAUCAAGUAUUAAAUGGGUAUUCAACUGCUCUUGGAAAGACUGGGGCAGAUGAUUUUAAUAAAUUUCGUCAAAAGUUUAAUAAUGAUAAGCAGCUUGUGAAAUUCUAUUUUCGUUAUUUGAAGCAAGGACUCGAUCCGGCACAAGUGUCUGAUGUUUUAGUAGAAAUCUAUCAAAUGGGUGCAGCUGCGAAAUUUUUCUCGGUAGAUGCAGGACAAAUGAGUAUAUGCAUUAAUGGACACACAUUCACUAUGGAAUUUCUAAUGUGCAUCAAGUCAUGGCAUCGUCAAAUUGUCUUUACGAUUCUUGCAUCUCUAAAGGAUGAAGAAACUGAAGUUUUUAAUAAGCUUAGAAGUCAAAUCCAAGAUGAUGUUGCACUUUUUUAUUUAAUUUGUGAUGUGAGUAAGGAAUACAAUCUAAAAGCAGAGGAUACGACACGGGGACUUGUUAAAUUUUAUAUGUCAAUCGAAGAACUUAAUCUAAAGCACAAAAAUCCACUUACAAUUAAAAUCAAUAAAGAUGGCUCAAUUACACUUGGAAAUGGACAUACCUUCAUUCUUGAUGAAAUUGUGAAAUUUUCCAAUAAUGAUGACAUACUUGAUGUCAUCAACAAACUUUUGGUACUUAAUCGUGAAGAUGCUAUAAGAUUUAAUCAUAUUCGAUUAGUCUUUGAUGAUGACUAUGACUUAUUCAAAUGGAUUGCUGAUGGAGAAAAGAUGAAUGUCGGAAAUGUUAUUGAAGCAUUAUUAGAAUUGAAGUCUAAUGAGUUGGAAGAUCUUGAUGUCUUUAAUCUAGCUACAUUAGAGAAAAACUCAAGCGAUAAAUGUGGAAUUUUGAUAAUCAAUAAUAUAAAGAUGAGUGUCUUCUUCCUUGCUCAAAUGGAACCGAAAUUACUGAACGAGACCAUUUUAAUGGCACGGUACGUCGAAGAAGAUGAAGACAUUUUGAAAGGAUUUCAUGAAAGAGUCGGUUAUUACAGAAUCACAAGUGAAUUCGAUCGCAAAAAGGCAAGAGAAUGGUUUGAGAUGCUUACAAAAAAAUCUUCUCGAUUAACAGCAAGAUAUGGUCAGUAUCGUCCUCAUGAAUUAUCACAUCUUCAUCGCAUGAAAUCAAUUUUAUAUCGUUAUGGAAAUGAUAUGCAACAAGCUAUUAUUGAUUUUGUAUUCACUCUCAACCCUAAGAAUGUUCUUGAAUUUUUAAACUGCUGUCAUUUCAUAUUCACAUGGACGAGUAAUACUAUGGAGAAAUAUUCUGUUGAACUGUAUAGGAAUGACAAGACUAGAAAAGAAACAACUAUUAGAGCAUGGAGAGAGCAAAAAACCCUCAACGAGUUUAGAUCCAACAUCAGAUCCAUUAGACUAGAUUUUGCAAAGCUCAAAAUCAUUUCCACUCGAAACAGAAUGUUUGAUGAAAAGCCAUUAGUUGUUGAACAAAAUCUCUCGGAUAAAGACUUGGUAAAUGCAAUCAUAUCCAAACUAAAGAGCAAUGAGUCGAUAAAAUUCAGAUCAGACACAAGAGCAAUCGCACAAAUGUACAAGCGUUCAAAGUUUGAGAUGAGGAAAUUUGUUGAACGAGCUAAUGCUGUUAUAAAAUAUGAAAUGCCAAGAGCAAAGGCGACUGUAUGGCGAGGACAAGAAGGAGUUGCACGAUUCGUUGAGUUUGUUGAUAGCACUGGUAAAGUGGAGCUUAUUGAGAAAUUUGGUGAAUUGUAUUUGAAUUUCUUUAUAGAAUAUGACAAUAGAUAGGAUCAAGCACAUUUGCAUGAUUUAUUUUGUAAAGUAAUCACAUUAUUUUUGUAGAUAAAAUCAAGCAUGAAAAAUUAUCAAAAAUGAACAUUCUAUAUAAACCCA